This is a messenger RNA of Menidia menidia (Atlantic silverside), 912 nucleotides long. The record is from the annotation of a GenBank genome assembly. NCBI's taxonomy places the organism in Eukaryota, Metazoa, Chordata, Actinopteri, Atheriniformes, Atherinopsidae.
AUGCCUCUGUUAGUGGGGAGAGGAGAUGGACUGGCUAACAGAAAUUUGAUAUUUCCGCUCGUAGUUGUCUUGCUGUCGUUGUCCGCCGUUGCUAAUGCCAUUCAAGAGGAGGCCAAACCGAUACAAGAGCAGCCCGUGCAAGAGAAAGCUGCAAGUCCCCAUCCAGUGGGUCCGGUCGUUUCCGAAGAUGCCUCCAGCAAAGGGAACAUGGGAUUCAUUCAUGCUUUUGUGGCCUCUGUCUCUGUCAUCAUUGUGUCCGAGUUGGGGGACAAGACGUUUUUCAUCGCAGCCAUCAUGGCCAUGCGUUACAACCGCCUCACCGUGCUAGCUGGAGCCAUGCUGGCCCUGGGAAUCAUGACUUGUCUCUCAGUUCUGUUUGGCUACGCCACCACGAUCAUCCCCAGAAUCUACACCUACUAUGUAUCCACUGCUCUGUUUGCCAUCUUUGGUGUGCGCAUGCUGAGAGAGGGGCUGAAAAUGAGUCCAGACGAAGGCCAGGAAGAGCUGGAGGAAGUGCAAGCAGAGAUCAAGAAGAAGGAUGAAGAACUCCAGCGCUCUAAGCUUGCCAACGGGGCUCCAGAUGUGGAGGCUGGAAUGGGGACUGCCUCGCCUCAGGCCAAGUGGCACAGCCUGAUCUCGCCCAUCUUCAUCCAAGCCCUCACCCUUACCUUCCUGGCAGAGUGGGGGGACCGCUCCCAGCUCACCACCAUCAUUCUGGCUGCUCGGGAGGAUCCGUUUGGAGUUGCAGUUGGCGGUACAUUUGGACACUGUUUGUGUACAGGGCUGGCAGUGAUCGGAGGAAGAAUGAUCGCCCAGAAAAUAUCUGUGAGAACAGUCACAAUCAUCGGAGGGAUUGUUUUUCUGGCGUUCGCCCUCUCUGCCCUGUUCAUCAAGCCAGAUGCUGGAUUUUAA